GCCCUUUACGUGAAUGAGAGAAUAGAUCGAGAGGAACUAUGCAGCAAUGAAGAAAAAUGCUCAGUAACUGUAGAAGCUGUUAUUAACAAUCCUUUGAAAUUGUACCGCAUUGAAGUUGCAAUUACAGACAUAAAUGAUAAUUCCCCCAGAUUUAUCAGCAAUUCUCGGUUUAUCAACAUUAGUGAAAGUACAGCAGCUGGCACUAAAUUUCCAUUGCGCCCAGCUCACGAUGCAGACGUUGGAAAAAAUUCAGUUAGUGCCUACAGACUUGGUCAGAAUGAAUACUUUUCUCUAGAUACGCAAAAGGGAGAUAUACUGACCCCAGAACUAGUGCUUCAGAAAAUGAUAGACAGGGAAAAGGAGUCUUUUAUUCAGUUUAUAGUAACUGCUCUGGAUGGAGGAACACCUGCUAACUCUGGUAGUAUGACAAUUAUAAUAAAUGUUAUGGACAUUAAUGACAAUCCUCCAGCAUUCAAUCAAACUCUAUAUAAAGCAAAAGUGUACGAGAAUGUUAAAAUAGGGACGUCAAUAAUACGAUUAAAUGCUACCGAUUUAGAUGAAGGGCAAAAUGGACAGGUUAUAUAUUCAUUUAGUGAAGCAAGUGGGAAAGAAACCGAACUCUUUGAUAUAGAUAAAAAUACAGGGUGUGUAAGAGUUAAAGAGAAUAUAGACUUUGAAGAAAAUAAUGCUUUUGAGAUUCGAGUGCAGGCAAAAGAUAAAGGUUCAUCGCCAUUAAACUCACAUGCUAAAUUGCUUAUUGAAGUUUUAGAUGUAAAUGACAAUGCCCCUGAAAUUAGAGUAACAUCUCUGUUGAACACAGUGAAAGAGGAUGCAUCCAUUGGCCUCGCAAUUGCUCUUGUUUCUGUCUUUGACAAAGACAGCAGUAAAAAUGGAAAAGUUAACUGCAAAAUUUCCAAUGAUGUACCUUUCAGGUUGGAGUCAACUUAUAAGAAUUACUAUUCUUUAGUUGUGGAUGGACCUCUAGACAGAGAAAGAGCAUCACAGUACAAUAUUAUAAUAUCUGCUAGAGAUGAGGGCAACCCACCUCUCUCCAGCACCACCACGAUUCCUGUGCAUGUCUCUGAUGUUAAUGAUAACAAACCUCAUUUCACAGAAGAUAGUAUCAACAUCUUUAUAAAAGAAAACAGUCAAACAGGAUUAGUUAUUAAAACAGUGACAGCAUUUGAUGCCGACACUGAUCAAAAUGGUCUGGUAAGCUAUUCUCUUUUAUAUGAUAACAGUAAUCCUUUGCCUCUUAGAUCCAUGAUAAAUAUUAACUCAGAAACAGGAGAUAUAAUUAAUGCUGAACUGAUCAGCAUUAAUGGAGGGGAUACUUUUACCAGAACUCAGACUUUACCCAGCCAAGAAAAGAAUUGA
Messenger RNA from Cyprinodon variegatus (sheepshead minnow), 1377 nucleotides. RefSeq names its product protocadherin alpha-10-like. Gene Ontology annotation, molecular function: calcium ion binding. Gene Ontology annotation, cellular component: plasma membrane. Lineage: Eukaryota; Metazoa; Chordata; Actinopteri; Cyprinodontiformes; Cyprinodontidae. The transcript is spliced from 3 exons. The record is from RefSeq and is a predicted model, not a curated record. Gene Ontology annotation, biological process: homophilic cell-cell adhesion. The coding region runs from base 343 to 1377 and encodes 344 amino acids.